ACGCACGGCCCUCACGUGACCGGGAGCUGCAGAGCUACGCAGCCUUCUGUGCAGUCGUCACUCGUGUCUGGCUACCAGCUCCCCGCUGCCCUGCGCUCGGCGGGCUGGCAUCCGGCCCGGGGGAAAGCGGAGCAGCCCGUCUGUAGGUCUGAGGGGCCAAGUGUCCCGGCGGCGCACCUCGCGGCGAGAAUCGGGAGAAGGAGGAGACUGCAAGGAUAGGCCCAGGAGUAAUGGAGUCCAAAGAGAAACGAGCAGUGAACAGUCUCAGCAUGGAAAAUGCCAACCAAGAAAAUGAAGAAAAGGAGCAAGUUGCUAAUAAAGGGGAGCCCUUGGCCCUCCCUUUGGAUGCUGGUGAAUACUGUGUGCCUAGAGGAAAUCGUAGGCGGUUCCGCGUUAGGCAGCCCAUCUUGCAGUAUAGAUGGGAUAUGAUGCAUAGGCUUGGAGAACCACAGGCAAGGAUGAGAGAAGAGAAUAUGGAAAGGAUUGGGGAGGAGGUGAGACAACUGAUGGAAAAGCUGAGGGAAAAGCAGUUGAGUCAUAGUCUGCGGGCAGUCAGCACUGACCCCCCUCACCAUGACCAUCACGAUGAGUUUUGCCUUAUGCCCUGAAUCCUGAUGGUUUCCCUAAAGUUAUUAGGGAGACAGACCCCUGCUUUCGAAUUUACAUGUUCAUGAUGUGCCCUUGUUGUAAACCCUUAUCUGUCACUUGUUUACGUGGGUCUCCUAUUACCAGCUUCUAAUUGAAUAUUGUGUUUUUGAAUCAGUCUGUAAGAUUUUUGUUAGCCGAAGAAUUUUACCUAUUGCAUGGAAAGAUGCUCAUUAUAUAUUGUGAAGUUAAUAAAGCACUUUUAAAAAGCAA
This is a messenger RNA of Symphalangus syndactylus (siamang), 858 nucleotides long. RefSeq names its product brain expressed X-linked 1 (gene BEX1). NCBI's taxonomy places the organism in Eukaryota, Metazoa, Chordata, Mammalia, Primates, Hylobatidae. Gene Ontology annotation, molecular function: signaling receptor binding. The record is from RefSeq and is a predicted model, not a curated record. Gene Ontology annotation, cellular component: cytoplasm; nucleus. Gene Ontology annotation, biological process: signal transduction.